This is a messenger RNA of Solea solea (common sole), 2456 nucleotides long. It is a transcript of the gene pus7l, whose product is annotated as pseudouridine synthase 7 like. The record is from RefSeq and is a predicted model, not a curated record. Gene Ontology annotation, cellular component: nucleus. NCBI's taxonomy places the organism in Eukaryota, Metazoa, Chordata, Actinopteri, Pleuronectiformes, Soleidae. Gene Ontology annotation, biological process: pseudouridine synthesis. The transcript is spliced from 10 exons. Gene Ontology annotation, molecular function: RNA binding; pseudouridine synthase activity. Bases 117 to 2168 code for a protein of 683 amino acids.
GUCACAUGGUGCGGAAGUAGUCGGGAUUGUUUCGGCGUGGUUGUGUUUACAUCAACAGCUCCUGGUUUACUCACCACACACAGGUUUGAGUGGAGGAUCUGCAAAGUUCGGAUUAAAUGACCAUGAAGCAGGACAUUGAUGGCGUGAACAUCCCUGUAUGCUUCAUCUCCAGUCAUGAAGGUUUUCUCGGAAGCAUUAAGAACUUUAUCAAAGACUUUGUUGUGACUGAGAUAGACAUUAGUGGACAGCAGGUGAACAAAGAGGUGACGGCAGCAGCAGCACAUACCCCAGCUUGUGCCUCCACAUAUAAAAUGAACGAGACCACUGCUAAAUGUAAACAGAAUAACAAUUUCUCUGUCUCAGACAGUGUGUACGUGUCUGCUGAUUGUGGGGUAGAUGUUGCCCUGCCGAGUCCAGGCAGUUUUGAUUUGGGCGUGAUUUUAGGCCAGUCAGUCAGUGAUGAGCUUGAACAGUUUGUGUUGACCCUCAAAGAUGAAAAACCAACCCAGCAAGAGUUAUCGCUGGGAUCCUUUGCUGACAAACACCACAGAGCCAACGUCCACCGGGCUGUCAGACACCGUUUUCCCUUCCUCAUGACUGUCACCAUUCAGCCUGAGAUCAGGGUGAGGGAGGACCCGGACUACAGAGAGCUGUCCCAGCUGGUCACAGAGGACGAGGCGGAGGACUUCUUCAGGUUCAUAGAUGCCAAAGUGCGCGGCUCAUCCUACACGUUCGGCCCUGAUGACGAUAAGGAUCACAGGACAGCAGUCCACCACUUCUUGAGCCGCAGGUUCGGGAAACUAGUGGAGACAAAAAGCUUCAGCGAUGAGGGGAGUACAGCGAUUUCGGUGAGGCUGAGGGAGCGAGGGAGGCCGAAAAAGAGAAGUGCAGAUGAGCGAAAGGAAGAAGACGUUUACACUGCGUUCACUCUGUGUAAGGAGAACCUUGAGACUCUGGAGGCCAUCAGCUACAUGGCAGCAGCUCUUGGCGUCUUACCAUCAGAUUUCACCUAUGCUGGAAUCAAGGAUAAGAGAGCCAUCACCUACCAGUCCAUGGUGGUCAAGAAGGUCUCACCACUACGGUUGAAUGACAAGCGAGCAGAGUUUGAGAAGAGAGGGAUGCACCUGUCUCAAGUCCGCUCCGUCAGCGAGCCUUUGAGGAUAGGGCGACUGCAGGGGAACCACUUUGACCUGGUGGUCCGUGACCUACGGCCUCACACGGCCAGUAGUGACACACACUUCUCGGAUGCAGACAGACACACUCGACUGGCAGCACUGAUAAAGGAGGCUGUGGAGAAUGUGAAGGCCAGAGGUUUUGUCAACUACUAUGGACCACAGAGGUUUGGGAGUGGACAGAGCGUUCAGUCCGACAGAGUGGGACUGGCUUUACUCAAAGAAGACAUGGUGAGUGCGGUGCGCCUCUUCUUUACUCCGGGGGAAGGUGACGAUCCUCAGAGUCACGCAAAGAGACACUUCCUCCAAACAGAUAACGCCAAGGAGUCUCUGGCUCUGAUGCCACUGUCAAAGGCCAGAGAGCGGCUGAUGCUGCGAGCCUUGAACCGCUACGGAACAAGUGCCGACGGUUGCGCCCAGGCUUGGCUCAGCCUGCCCCACAGCAUGAGAGUCUUCUACCCACACGCCUACUGUAGCAGGGUGUGGAACGAGGCGGCGGCUCACAGGUUGGCGACACUGGGCCACAGAGCCAGGGAGGGAGACCUGGUGUGGACGCAGGCGGGCCAGAGCAAAGCAGAGGACGGCGGAGACAGUUGCUGCGCUCAGAUCCAUGUGGUGACGGACCAAGAGGAGCAAAGGGGAGUCUAUGCACUUGAACAAGUGUUGCUGCCGAUGCCAGGAAACACGGUGAAGUAUCCGGAAAACGCCUUGGGGACCUGGUACCAGGAGAGACUGGCCAGAGAUGGGCUGGAUAACUGUCGCUUCAGAGUGGGCAGCCUCAAACUCAACAUACCUGGCUGCUAUCGCCCCCUGCUGGCCAAGCCGCACAGCCUCAGCCACCAGCUCCAAGGGGCGGCUUGCAGGGAGGGCGGAGGAGGCGGAGAGGUCACGGGAGAAAGGAAGCAGGACUCGCUUGCUCUCACUUUAAACUUCGACCUGGACUCUUCUUGCUAUGCUACCAUCUGCCUCAGAGAGAUCAUGAAGUGCGACCUGUAGAGGUGGAGUCUUUGUUCCUGUCGUGUUUGUGUGUCCAUGUGCGGGGAAAAAGAGGCAGCUUUUUGUAUCAUGCCAACGUGGGUUUUUUUGUAACUCCACUUGACCCUCAUGUCUAACAUGUAUUGGUAGUCCUUUAGUUUGUUCUUGUACUGAGCAAAACAUGGUAGCUACACAUAAUUAAGAAAAAGAAAAAAGUAAAAAAAAAAAAUCACCAAAAUGUUAAUGAAUCUAAAUGUAAGAGCAUGUUAAACAGUAUUUGUGUUUUGUGCCUUGAAUAAACAAGUGUAA